ACUUAAGAAGUCUUUUGGGAUUUCUGGAAUUCUGCCAUCUUCUGUGGAUCUGCUUGACAUCGUUGGUGCAUAGGCGUGUCUAAGUCUGUAUGGUAUUGGUUUCAAAUCCAGGUACGCGUGUAUGUGUUUGGACAAGACUAGAAAUUGGGACUUUCCGAAAGAGUGUCAAGACCACCUGCAACAUCCUCAGCCAUAGACGGUUUUAGAUUCGUGUGCUUGCUUGAGGUGAGGUGUUCCGAAGCGACCACGAACCAUGCUGAAUUAUGGAAGUAGACUGAUGUCCAAGGCGGGCAAGAAGCAAGUCGAAGACUGUAAGGAGAGGACGGGAGGAACUGAACUUGAGCUUGUGGAUAAAGGAAUCACCAAUCUUCUAGAUGUACCGGGACUUUUACAACUUUCCAACCUGGUGAGAUUGACAGCCAGCCACAACAAGCUUCAUGCGGUACACCCCAGUAUUGCACAACUGCAGAACCUGGAGAUCCUCAACCUGUUUAACAACCAGAUCGAGGAACUACCGACUACACUGUCUAACAUGCCCAAACUGAAGCAUCUGAACCUGGGAAUGAACAGGUUAAGCUCCUUGCCUCGGGGGUUUGGUUCCUUCCCAAGUCUUGAGAUUCUGGACCUGACUUACAACAACCUGACGGAGAAGAGUCUGCCGGGAAACUUCUUCUACUUGGAAUCCUUGAGAGCUCUGUACUUGGGAGACAAUGACAUGGAAACUCUCCCUCCCCAAGUUGGCCAACUCAUGAAGCUACAGAUCCUGGUACUGAGAGACAACGACCUGAUCGCCCUGCCCAUGGAGGUUGGCAACCUGGAGAGGCUGAAGGAGCUCCACAUCCAGGGCAACAGGCUGACUGUACUUCCACCGGAAAUUGGUAAGCUUGACCUGUCUGGCCCUAAGAUGGUGUUUAAGGGAGAUAACAACCCGUGGGUGGCGCCCAUCGCUGACCAGCUGCAGGUGGGCGUGUCUCACCUGCUGGAGUACCUGAGGUCCGACACCUACAAGUACCUGUACGGACGUCACAUCCAGGCCGGUGCCCAGCCACCUCCCAAGACCACCGACAAGUCCAAGAAAAUCAGUAGAAAGGCCAAGGGGAAGUAAAGCAUCCUUGGUUGUUUUGAAGACCAAACCUGCCAAUUGAACAACAAUAAUAUACCAUUUGGCUCGCCCCUGAGGCGUCACCAAAAAAACUCCUGGAAACUAUGUAACACCAUAUUUUGAAAAAAUGGGUUUCAUUUCUAUUGGGUGUUUUGUUUGGGAAAGAACCAUAAUUAGUUUUUUUAACUUUUUUAUGUAUUUUGUAACCAGAAUGUCUUACAACAUAGACACAGUUUCAAGGGAAAUGUGAAAUGAAAUUUCUGGUGUGUAAAAGUUUCCAAGAGGACUCUGAGGCAAUGAAACUUUCAUGGAGAAAAUUCUCUCCAAAACUUCUGUCUACAAACAUUGUGGAAUCAUUGAAAUGAGGAGAAUUCUCUUUGUACAAC
This is a messenger RNA of Branchiostoma floridae (Florida lancelet), 1488 nucleotides long. Its product is annotated as ras suppressor protein 1-like. Lineage: Eukaryota; Metazoa; Chordata; Leptocardii; Amphioxiformes; Branchiostomatidae. The record is from RefSeq and is a predicted model, not a curated record. Bases 254 to 1105 code for a protein of 283 amino acids. Gene Ontology annotation, molecular function: protein binding. The transcript is spliced from 10 exons.